Messenger RNA from Mesorhabditis belari, 579 nucleotides. Lineage: Eukaryota; Metazoa; Nematoda; Chromadorea; Rhabditida; Rhabditidae. The record is from the annotation of a GenBank genome assembly.
AUGGCAAUCUUGGCUCACGAGAAUACUUUGCUGCGACUGACCGAUGCUAUAACGGAUGUGCAUAACGUCAAGCUUUUGAACUCAACAGAUCAAUCAGUUGAUGCUUCGAUUUCACUUGCUCGCCUUUUGGUUGCUUACACAAAGCCCUUUGAAAUGGAUGCCAUUGAGACGACGCUCGACUACUUUUACAUUAUCAAGGAUCAAAAGACUGCACUAGGACGUGAUAUCUUCGAAUCAGCUGUCUCUCGAGUGCUCUACCUCACCGGGGAAGUUCGGAAAGUGAUUGGCGAAAUUAAAAGCUCAAAGCGAACUCCGGCCUUGAUUGAUAAUUACGACAUUGAUGCCAAGGCGGUGAUGACUCGCGUAGCUGAGGACACGGAACUAUCGGGAAACGCGGAUCAAACCAUUGAGAUUUUGCACACGUGUGGUGGAGAUGAUCGAGCAAUCACUGUGAUGUGCAAACGACUCGAUGAAGCAAUCACACAAAAUGACGAGAAGCUGCGCAAAAAGCUGAUUUGUGCUGCACAAAAGCUUGCAAAAGAUGCACCUGCCGCUUCACAUGAACGGAUUCAAGCAUUA